Messenger RNA from Funneliformis caledonium, 363 nucleotides. NCBI's taxonomy places the organism in Eukaryota, Fungi, Glomeromycota, Glomeromycetes, Glomerales, Glomeraceae. The record is from the annotation of a GenBank genome assembly.
AUGUUCAAGGAUCAACCUGAAAAUGUCGUUACUUUUACAAAGUUUGUGCAAUCAGCGUUUAAUCUCUUUAUUCAAGAAAAUCUUUUGAAUAAAGAGGUGAUUGAUGCUGUCAAGAAUCUAAAUAAUAUAACAGUUGACAUGAAGAUAUUUGCAGCUGAUGGAAGAGAUGUCUUGCAAAAAUUGGAUAUUAGAACACUUGAGGAAUUGCAAGAAGGUUUACCAUAUGAACAGACAAAUUAUAAAACUCCAAAUGAAAUUCAUAAUUCUGAGUCUGAUUCCGUAACCUCAGUAAGCGAUGAUAACAAGUCAAUUAUGAUUAAAGAAGUUAAACGACAGAUAAGAAGGAUAAUAAAUUAUAUGUAA